CCGAUUUCAAGCUCGAUUUCUCCAACAUAAAACCACCGAAAAUGAGCGCUCCUUCAAACUACCUCAUCACCGGUGCCAACCGCGGCAUCGGUAAGGGCUUUGUCCAACGCAUAUUGCAGAAGGACUCAACCACAGUUGUCGCCGCUGUCCGCGACCCCUUGCACCCAACGUCUAAAGCCCUCGCCGAUUUGCCGAAGGGAGCCGGCACGAAGCUUAUUAUCGUCAAGCUGGACUCUGCUGUGGAGGAAGACGCUAUCAGAGCAGUGGCUCAACUCCGCGACCAAGGCAUCACUUUCCUGGACAUUGUCAUUGCCAACGCCGGAAUCGGCCAGGACGGCACCAGUGUCCGUAACACCUCAGUCGCCAACACACUCAAGCACUUUAACACCAAUGUUUUCGGUCCUUUGACCCUUUUCCAAGCCACAGCAGACUUACUCAAGGCCAGCAAGACAGGAACCCCUAAGUUCAUUGCCAUUUCCAGCUUCAUAGGCUCUAUUGGCUCGCAGGAACUCUAUGUCAAAUUUACUGGGGCAUCGAGCCCGUACGGCGCCUCCAAAGCGGCUCUGAACUGGUUUAUCCGUCUCAUCUCUUUCGAGGAACCUUGGCUGACAAGCUUCGUAUUCCACCCUGGGUUGGUGGAGACGGAUCUUGCGGCUGGUAGCGGGAUGGACCUGAAAACUUUGGGCGCCAUUUCGGUGGAGACGAGCGUAUCCAAUAUGGUUAAAACGACAUUUGACAUCAAGCCUGAAGAGCUUACUGGAUCUUUCCGUAACCAUGAUGGUACCAUUAUCCCCUGGUAGAAUGCUGCGCUUGGCGCCCCAUUCGCAGCUUAGCUAGAUAUAUACUACCUUGAAGUUCGU
Truncatella angustata is the source of this 860-nucleotide messenger RNA. RefSeq names its product aflatoxin biosynthesis ketoreductase nor-1. NCBI's taxonomy places the organism in Eukaryota, Fungi, Ascomycota, Sordariomycetes, Amphisphaeriales, Sporocadaceae. The record is from RefSeq and is a predicted model, not a curated record. Bases 42 to 800 code for a protein of 252 amino acids. The transcript has a single exon.